Molecule: messenger RNA, 2400 nt
Organism: Aspergillus clavatus NRRL 1
Lineage: Eukaryota; Fungi; Ascomycota; Eurotiomycetes; Eurotiales; Aspergillaceae
Product: putative SWI-SNF complex subunit (Snf5)
Exons: 2
Coding region: 1-2400 (799 amino acids)
Biological process (GO): regulation of transcription by RNA polymerase II; chromatin remodeling
Cellular component (GO): nuclear chromosome; SWI/SNF complex; nucleus
Molecular function (GO): transcription coregulator activity
Source: RefSeq, a predicted model, not a curated record
AUGUCCUUUUCCGACUUGUCACAGCCGGGGCAGUUUUCCGGCGACUUUCAGACAGACAGCAUUCCGAAUGGAUCGGACGCGCCAGGUUCCAGCGGGGAUGCUGAGGGGGACUUCGUACCUGAGCAUGGAACAAAUGGACUGGAUACCAUCGCCGAAGGGAAGCAGAAUGCUAAAGCUGUUUUAGCAGCUUCGGGUGUUUCCCUACCCAAUGCCGACACCUCUAAUGGGAAACUGUCGCCUAACUCCUCGUCGAACAACGCGAACGGGUCGGCAUCCACUCGAAAGCGAUCACGCGACGGCUCUGUUAUUCGUACCUCCAGUCCGGUGCAAGAGCUUCCAGUGCGCACGCGCGAAACCCCCGCCAACAAGAUUCUACUUGAACAGUAUGUCGAAAGAGAAUUUCUCCACUCGGCCUUGACGGCGUGGCACAAUCCCAGCCAGGAGUUGAUACAGCAGAAGCGUGCCGAGCGGGAUUACUACUUAGCUUUACGCCGCGAGACCCAUUUGAACCCGGCCGCCCUAUACGGCGUGGGCUAUGAGGGUUUUGGGAAUCCCCGGACUGAUCUGCGAAAUCAACAUCCGCAGUUGUUAUAUCCGGCAAACCGUCGCCGGCCAGGAAAUAGGAAGACGAGGGAGCUGCGUGUACCACGAAAAGACUUGAAGAUACAGAAUGAGCAGAUAGAGGAUCUCGUACCGAUCCGCCUGGAUAUCGACUGGGAGAAGGUCAAGAUACGCGAUGCGUUCACCUGGAAUCUUCAUGACCGGGUUGUCUCCCCUGAACUCUUUGCUGAGAAGUUGGUGGAGGACUUGAGCCUCCCGCUUGAGACGUGUGCUCCUCUCGUGCGAAUGAUCUCACAAAACAUCCAAGAACAACUAGCGGAUUACUAUCCUCAAAUUCAUAUGGAAGAGGAACCCCUCGACUCCAGCUUACCCUACACUGCUUACAAGAAUGACGAAAUGCGCAUCCUGGUCAAACUCAACAUCACCAUUGGCCAACACACCCUUAUCGAUCAGUUCGAGUGGGAUAUCAACGAUCCCUAUAACUCUCCUGAAGAAUUCGCCGCGCGUAUGACCGACGACCUCUCUCUCUCCGGCGAGUUCACUACUGCAAUUGCCCAUGCGAUACGUGAACAGUCACAGCUCUUUACCAAGUCCCUCUAUAUCAUAUCCCACCCCUUCGAUGGUCGCCCGGUCGACGAUCCGGACCUUAAGGCGGCAUUCCUACCCUCUCCGCUAUCUUCCUCCUUCAGACCUUUCCAAGCGGCCAAGGAAUUCACUCCUUAUCUCUAUGAGCUCAACGAAGCGGAGCUCGAGCGCACCGAGGUGUCAAUAUCUAGGGACCAACGCCGGCAAAAACGAUCCGUGAAUCGCCGCGGUGGCCCGGCUUUGCCGGACUUGAAAGAUCGCCAACGGACUAUUCGUACGAUGCUCGUAUCCUCCGUUAUUCCCAACACCGCGUCAUCGAUCGAGGAAAGCAAUGUCUUCAAGCGCUCUGGAUCCAGUCGGCACAGACGCGCCGCAGUUGGGCAGCGUGACGGUGGUGAUGAGUCAGAUGAGUCGGAUAGCGAUGAGUCGUCGAUGACCGGUUCCCCUGCAGUUGGGCCCCAUCUUGCCCAGGGAACUGCAAGAACAAGAGGAAUGAGAGGUGCUGCAAGCGCAGCCCACGCCGCUUUGCGCGCAAGUCUGGCACAUUCCGCCACCCCCGAACCCCAUCACGAACCCCGGGUCUCUGCAAGACGACGAGACUACCGCGAAGAAAGUGUCGUCGAGGAACAGGAAAAGCUUAUUGUGAAGUUGAAGAUCCCUCAGGAAAAGUUCCGCCAAUUCCUUGCAGGCGGGCUUCGGUCACAGCCACCAGCUUCCGCAUCCACGCCAGGACCCCAACCCACAUCGCAGAGCGGCACGCCUCAACUACGAACGCCGACCCCGAGUACCAUGGCUCCGCCAUCACAGCCUAAACCGCAGGUCCAUAUUCCCAACACAAGUGGGCACUUGCCCCAGCGGCCUGUACAACAGCUGGGGGCGGUGGAUGCUACACAUCCGCCUCAGCCCGGCGUACCAGGACCUCCCCCUCCUGCCUGGUUAUCGGCAGGUCUUGCCCGCUUGAACCGCUCGCAUCCCAACGAUUCAUUUGAGGGUGUCAUGCGCUACACCGCUGUCGACACGGAGACGAUGCUCCCGGUAGCAAACGCGAACAGCCAGCCUGGUCACCGGUUGAAAUAUCAAUACCUCCCCCGGAUCCGUUGUCACGACUGCCCGGGCAAACUGUACACCCCCGGCCCCGGCAUGACGGUAGACAACUUCGAGGUCCACUUGAGAAACCGACAGCACAAAGAACGCGUGGAGGAGAGACUCUCGAGGGCGGCGGCUGCCGCAGCUACCAGCAACGUAUCUUCGUAA